Messenger RNA from Solanum pennellii, 1360 nucleotides. Its product is annotated as F-box protein At2g16365-like. NCBI's taxonomy places the organism in Eukaryota, Viridiplantae, Streptophyta, Magnoliopsida, Solanales, Solanaceae. Gene Ontology annotation, biological process: regulation of photomorphogenesis. Bases 182 to 940 code for a protein of 252 amino acids. The transcript is spliced from 3 exons. The record is from RefSeq and is a predicted model, not a curated record.
ACACCGAUGCUUUUGCUCCUAUGAAACACAAAAAAACAAAAAACAAAAUGAUUAGAAAUGCUAAUUGGAUGGCUAUAUGUAUCCUUCUAACUAACAUUUAUUUUCUCUCUCUUUCCUGUACACAAAUGGCCAGUUUAUAGUUCAAUUUCUUUGAAUUUUGCCAAGAGCAGAGGUGAGUGGAAUGGACCUAAAUAUACCUGCUCUUCAAGCACUUGACUGUCUCGACAAAGAAGUUGGACAUAAAUUGCCUGACUUAAACUUGGAGCUUCCAUCUUUGACGGAUAAGUUGGAACCAACUUCUUCCACAACUCAUAGUUUGGAUUUAAGAUUGUUCCUUGGCCAUAAUGAGCAGCCAAGUCCAUUGAAAACUGAUUUUUCCCUUGCGACCCUGCUCGAAGACAAGCCUGGUAGCAGAUGGGUCAAGCGCCUGAAAUUGAGUGCUUCAUCUAAUGUGAAAGCAAACAAGUCCCAUUGCAAAAAUUCUAAAGUUACCAUAACAGGCUCAGUACUCACAGCUGGUAAACUUCAUUGUGAAGAAUUGAUGGAUCAUGAUAGAACUCUGGCCUUAGCAAGGAACUCGGACUCUUCUCCUAUGUACGUUAUGAAGAAACAACAUGAGUUGUUGACUUCACUGUCUUGGGUUCAAAGGUGGCUUCAUAAGAGAUCAGCCACUGCACAAAAUAGGCCUAAGUCAGUGGUGGUUUGUGAGCCUUGUGACUCAAAGUCGGAACUUGGUGAUUUCCAAAAGAAGCAGGUGCCAAGCAUUGCUGCCAUGGCGCUCAUGGGAAAGGCAAUAACCGGUUUUCAACCAUGUGAAUUCCAAAUAAGAGGCCCCUGUCUAGUUUGGAAUACCGUAGUUUCUGAAAUACGUAGCAGCAACAGUUACUUUGCUUCAGGCCAAUCAUCUGGCAGCUUUCGUCAAUGCGUGAGAGGGAUCUAGAUGCUGCUGGCUGCUGCAGUAAGUUCUAAAGCAGUUUGGUAUUUUCUAUUUGCCUAGCAGGCGAUGAGAUCACUGUACAAUGUUUGUAGUAGUGGCUGAGAUUCAGUUCAUUGGACAGUUGAACCAUGCGAUCUUUACUUUGUUGUUGAAGACACUGUGACUUCCUCCUCCUUCACCUCGUAGAAAGGUCUUCCUCGAUUAAAAAUUAACCAAUAAUGAGCUAAAUGUGUUAUAUUCCUAGCCUAUUCCGGUGUUUGGCUGGGUGGAGCUACGAGUCAGUUGGAUUAUUAGUUUUUGGUUUCGAGUUCUUGAUUAUAAUCUGUGAUUUACUGUAUUUAGGUGACUGCACCUUGUUGAUUUUACAGUUUCUUGCAUCAUGUCCUGCACAACUUUGCUAUUAGCUGUUAUUGUUUUCUUUGA